CUGAUACAAUCAACAAAAUGCUGCUACUUAAUACCGUAGCAAAUUUACUUCCUUUUCUCUUGCAAUCAUUAAUCUCAGGUGUUGACCAUGCGGUCCUCUCCGACGCCACGGUUCCAUAAACUGCCCCUGUUUUGGCUCUGUUUCUGGUUAGCACUCUGUUCCGCCUCUGCUGCUGCAACAUCCCGGCCGGCACCGGACCAAAAGGCAUGGUCUUUGAAUCUGAUUAACCGGAGAGGCCCCUAUCUGGGUCUCAUCACUGUCUACCCGCCGGAAGAAACUGCUUUCUUCUCCACCGGAGCUUUCAUUCCUGACCCUAAGCUCCCUUUUCUCGAUCUCUCAGGCCGCAGAUUCCAUAUUGGAACUGUUCACGGCCAGCGAGUCGUCUACGUCAGAUGUGGGAUCGGAAUGGUGAACGCCGCGACGGCGACGCAGCAGAUGGUGGACUCGUUCGUGAUUUCAGGAAUCGUCCACUUCGGGAUAUCCGGCAACUUGAACAACUCCAUGAAUAUUGGAGAUGUCUCUGUUCCCGCUCAGAUUGCCGACACUAGCCUCUGGAAUUGGCAGAACCCAGAUGCGAAUUUGGAUCCGGAAGAUAUCGCUCACCUGGAAAUUGGGAGCUUCAAUGUGCCAGUCGGAGACGGAGUGAACCAGUUGGGACAAAUCGGGUACAGCCCGGAGCAGCUCUACUCGUCUUCCUCGCUGCUGCCCAAUACUCCGGCGACCGUGCUCUGGAUGAACGUCACCCGCCGGUGGCUUCAUCUCGCCGCCGCUGCUGUCCAGGGGAUGGAGCUAGAGCAGUGCGUGAACUCAACGACGUGCCUCGACGAGAAGCCGAAGGUGGUGAUCGGUCUUAGAGGCUCCACCUCCAACAUCUUCGUGGACAACAAAGCUUACAGAGACUUCCUCUUCCAAACUUUCAAGGUUUCUUCCGCGGACAUGGAGAGCUCUGCUGUUGUCAUGACGUGUUUGUCAAAUGGGCACCCUGUAAUCGUGAUAAGGGGGAUGUCGGAUUUGGCUGGCAAGCAAUCGGGGCACAAUCCGAUUCGAACUUUCGGCAGCCUUGCUGCUCUGAACGCUGCCAACGUUGUUCUGAAGUUCAUCUCGAAGCUGAGAGGACGAUCCUAUGCUGGAUCAAUUUUGGGUACACUGCUGUAGAUGGAUAAACUAUGUGAAUUGAGGCUUUUGUAUGAACUCUGUUGAGUGUAUUUGGGUAUUUGGGUGUAGUAAUUCGUUGCAAUUCAACUAUGUGAAUUGUAUAAACUCUGUUGAGUGUUAAUAAAAGAAGCCACAGACAAUCAGCAUUUGGUAUUCAUGGUAUGAGUGAAUUCUCUUUGUCGUGAAAAAACAUCUAAUUUUGGGUUAUUCGCACCAUAUUUGCGCUAUUCACAUCGUAUUUGCGUUAUUCACGCCAUAUUUAUGUCAUUCACGUCAUAUUUGCGUUAUUCACGUAAGAGUGUUGAUUAUUCACGUAAUCAAUACUGUUAGGUCACGCCAUCUAAUGUUUAUUCACGCAUAUUGUUAAUUAUUCAUGCCGUAGUAAAAUAAAAUUUUAAACUUUGAAAUAUAUCAAAAUGGAUGUCAUUGUGUAGAUUAUGAUCAAUGCAACAUAUUUAUACAGAUUAAAUGAUAAUCCAAGUUUAAUUCCAUAAAAUAUAGCUAAUACAAAUUAUGAGGGGAAAGUAUGAAUUUCCAUUUACGUGAAAAACUUACACUCUUACAUAAAUCACCAUAUUAUUACGUAAAUAAGCACAAAAUGACUUGAAUAAUCACAAAAUAGCGUAAAUGAACUUAUCUGAGGUGUUCUGUCACCUAACGUGACAAGAGAUGUUUUCCUUCGUGAUUCUCCCUUAUUCAUCUCUUCUCAGUUCAGUUACUAUAUUCAUGUUUUAGAAUGUGGUAGCCAGUUCACAAUCGAAAUUUGCACUCAUAUAUCUAAUUUAUUUGUGGCCCUAGGUUUCGGUUUCAGAAUAUUAAAACAAUUCUCAACAAAAUGAGAUUUCUUUUUGAUUUGGAGGGAAAAGAUUAAGUGUAUGAUAAGGAUGAAGAUUUCGGCCUAAUCUGUUUUAUCCGAUCUGUUUUUAAAUUUAACUACUUUGUAUGGGCAGACAUGAGUACUCUACUCGAUCUGAUCUAUCAUGAUUGCCUCGUUUUCAACAUGUUUUGCCUACAAAUAUAUGUAGUGUUACUCAACUUAGAAGUUUUAACUUCAUAUUUUUAGCUACAAUAAUAUUGUAAAUAGGUGAUAACUUCAAUUUAUCGAAUAUUUUAAUUAUAUUUAUCAUGCUAUAAUUUGUUUAUUGGUUUUGGUAAUGAAAAAGUAAAUAUAUA
Molecule: messenger RNA, 2328 nt
Organism: Linum trigynum
Lineage: Eukaryota; Viridiplantae; Streptophyta; Magnoliopsida; Malpighiales; Linaceae
Source: the annotation of a GenBank genome assembly